Molecule: messenger RNA, 2364 nt
Organism: Leguminivora glycinivorella
Lineage: Eukaryota; Metazoa; Arthropoda; Insecta; Lepidoptera; Tortricidae
Product: protein FAM161B
Biological process (GO): cilium organization
Cellular component (GO): cilium
Source: RefSeq, a predicted model, not a curated record
AGACGCAAUUAAGAUCAUCAGGAAUAUUCUAUUGCUAUGCGCAAAGUACAUGCGCGGUCAGCCAUGGCAACGAUUGCUACAACAAUCCGUCCCCUAAGCAAUACCCCCGGGCCCGGCGUAACUUAGAUACUUUGAUAACAUAGAAAUUUUACCUAGAUAUGAACCACAGGUGUAGUGUAUUUACAAAUGCUUGCCUUAAACUUCCAGUGGAUGCAGUCAGUAAAAUGCCUAAGCCCGACUAUGAGAGAAAAACAAGUUUGACCACACAGAACUCCAUUGAUUCAUCUUCUACUUGUUCUGUGAAUAUUGUAAAUGUAGAUACCGAGAAAAUAAAGGAUUUCUAUCGCUCCAUACCUGAUUACAAUGAAAUAAAUCAUCUUCCAACUGAAGAAUUCUAUUCUACGUUAAGAUCUCUAAGACAAAAGAAAAAAGUUAUGCUAGAAUAUGCAGUGGAUUCAAUAGAUGAUUGCAAUGGAGAUAAUUUCAAAGUAAAAGAGGAAGCUUACAUCAAUCAGACUAAAAUCACUGAUAAGCCAGUUAAAUCGCAUUAUACUGGCACACUGAGGCGAAAAUACUGCAGAGAAGAGGAUAAGACGUCAGAGUUCAAUGGAGCUGCAAGAAUGAAUGGAAGACGUGUAUCAGAUUGUUCCAAUAAAAACCUCACUGUAUCUUCUCUGAAGCAACCGUCUAAAAAGCUGACUGUUACUAACAUCGAAGUAAAAAUAGAUGACGAUCUUAAACUCCCAGUUAAAAGUAGUUCCAUGAAAGAAAAGACAUUGAAACCAAAAAGAAAUCAUUCCGCUUGUUCUAUAUCUUGGAACGAUGAUAAAAUAGAAAGGAAGAAUGAAGUCGAUCAGAAGUUUGAUAAGUUUUUCGAUGGAGCAGAAUAUUCUAGACUGAAGAAAGGUAACUUGGACGACGAUGAGUUCAAAACUCAGAGUAUGCCUUCUAGUCCGUUGAGGGCUAAGCGAUUUGGGUCACCCCAAAGAAGACGUAAGAGUAUAACUGUGCCGAAACCGUUUAAAAUGACUAAAAGAGACGAAGAAGUAAGGGCGGUGAACGAGCUUCGUAGCCUGCAAAAGUCUUUUUCAGAAGACAUGCUUCAUAGGAAAUGCGACCGUCAGCAAUUUCGGUCCAAACCUGUCCCUAUAGAGUCUAGGAUACCGCUCUAUGACAAAAUUCUUGAGGAUCAAGCGAUGAGACGAGCUAUAACAAAAAUCAACAGCGAAGCGGAGCUUCGUGCUAAAAUGAAGCCCUUCAGCUUCACAAAAAGGGAAGAAGGGGGAUUAGAAGCAGUUAAAGCCUGUGAACGAGCCAUACAUGCCCUGCCGAAACCGAAGAAAAAGAAAAGAUUCCGCGCAAGACCGGUGCCCAAGAAUUUGUUUUCGAACUAUUUUUACGAUAAAAUGAAGGAGGACGAGUUUUUUAGGUCAAUGAACCGUCGAAUCAGGUCAGAAGAAAUGCUCCGUAGCGCCACCCUCCCCGGUUCCAUGGCCAUGCGAGAUCGCAGCCGUCUGUCCACGCCGGCAGCACACAGUGAUCUGCCCAUCGAUCCGUCUCCUGGCAUCCCAUCUGUCAGUUCUUCUGACAGACAGAGGAGUAGGAGUCCGGAGAAGAGGUAUAGAUAUGACAAAACGGCGAAGGAAGACUUUAUCACGACAAGUCCGAAGCCGUUUCGGUUCAAUACUGCUGACAGAGCGGCUAAGAAGAUGCAAGACGUAGCCAAAAAACUGUCCCAAGAAAGUAAAAGCACGGAAAGCGUCGGUACCAGCGGUGACGUCGGAGUCAUGCGAGGGUUCUCUGCGCUGGAGCUCCGAGCUGCAGCAUCGGGCCGAUCAAACCUCGCGGCUCUUUUGAGGGCCGAGGCAGUUCGUCGACGGUUUGAGAUGGACGCGGCUAGUAGGAUGGCAGAACAGCGAAGGAUAAGGGAAAUGCGUCACAGAGAUCGCCUGCUGAGAUCUAACCCGGCUUGGACACUGGUUAAAAAUAAUGCUGAAGAAGAUAUCGCCAUGCGUCUUCAAACUCGACGUGAUGAGGAGCGAAUGAGGCGAGAGGAAUUCCUCCACGAAAUGGAACUUAUGUAUGGGAGAGUUCAGCAGCAGCCACUGCUUUUUGAGAGAUAUUACGCACCUCGAUCUCACUCGGCCCCUGUCGACUACAUACAACUCUCACCAAGGAAAACCAAGAAAAGAAGCUCACGGAGAAGUAAAACAGAACAUUUUAAUACUCCUAGCGCAUCGCGAAAAGAUUCUCUCAAUGACUACAACGGCAAUAUGAUGGAAUAUUUAAAUAGAAUAGAAAAUGAUGAAAAGUCUUACUCUAAUUCGGAAGAUGCUAUUGAUAGUUUAGACGGUAAGUAAAAAG